Molecule: messenger RNA, 2954 nt
Organism: Silurus meridionalis
Lineage: Eukaryota; Metazoa; Chordata; Actinopteri; Siluriformes; Siluridae
Gene: dpep2
Product: dipeptidase 2
Exons: 11
Coding region: 80-1354 (424 amino acids)
Biological process (GO): proteolysis
Molecular function (GO): metallodipeptidase activity
Source: RefSeq, a predicted model, not a curated record
CAGAACCGCACAUUUGUUUGGCGACACAAGGAUCCGCAACGCGCAGCGCUAACGCGUAGCUGUUAAUGAGAACCAGACCAUGUUAGCUCUAAAAGCACUGGGUGUAUAUCUCCUACUGUUUGGAGUGCAGUCUGCUUCCAGUUUGACCCACAAAACUUUGGAGCUGAUGUCUAAAUACAGACUGAUAGAUGGACACAAUGACCUCCCUUUGCACAUCCGCAUGCUCAAGAAUAACAGACUCAGCAAGUUUAAUUUGUACAACAACCCAGAAACUGCUACGGAUAUUACCCGACUCAAAGCUGCACAUGUUGGAGGACAGAUGUUUGCCGCGUAUGUUUUAUGUACAGCUCAGGACAAAGAUGCCGUUAGACUGGCAUUGGAGCAGAUUGAUGUGAUACGACGUAUGUGCACUGAAUACCCGGAGCUGGAGUUGGUGACCACUUCUACAGAAAUGAAUGCCACAAAGAAGAUAGCUUGUUUAAUCAGUAUAGAAGGAGGCCAUGCAAUUGAUAGCAGUCUAGCAGCUUUACGCAUGUUCUACCAGUUAGGAGUGAGAUCUUUGUCUCUCACGCACACCUGCAACACACCUUGGGCAGAAAGCUCUUCCCAACAUUACUCUUACUACAAGAGAGACGACAAUUCCUUGACAGAUUUUGGCAAGGCAGUGGUACAUGAGAUGAACCGGCUGGGAAUGUUGAUUGAUCUGUCUCAUACUUCCUGGGCUACAGCAAAAGCCGUGCUGCAACUUUCCAAAGCUCCGGUCAUCUUCAGCCACUCCUCAGCCUACACCAUCUGUAACAACCCACGCAAUGUGCCUGAUGACUUGCUUUUCAUGCUGAAAGCAAAUGGAGGGCUCAUUAUGGUGAACUUCUACAGUGAUUUUAUAGCUUGUGGUGCUCAUGCAAAUGUCUCUCAUGUAGCUGACCAUUUUGACCAUCUGAAGCAUGUGAUAGGAGCCGAACACAUUGGAAUCGGUGGUGACUAUGAUGGGGCCAAUAGUUUUCCUCAGUUUCUGGAGGAUGUGUCUAAAUACCCUGCUCUGAUUGGAGAACUGUGGAGUAGGAAAUGGAGUGAGGAAGAACUGGCAGGUGUACUGAGGCUCAACUUCCUCAGAGUGUUCAAGAAAGUGGAAAAGAUACGUGAUGAACUGCACAACACUAUUCCCAGUGAGGUGUUAAUCCCUGUUGCAGAGGCCCAAAACGAUUGCCGUUUGGUGUUGAGACAUCCGAAAAUCCCCGAAAUGGUCAAGUCAACCGGGAUGCGAGCAUACAUUUGUUUAAGAUCUGAUGCUCUGUUCUGGACUGUUCUUUUUGUCCAUUUUAUGCUGCUAUGUAAACCAAUAUAUUAUAAUUGAUGCUAGUACAAUCAUUUAUAAAAAAGUCUGAAUGCCUUCUUUGUGUAAAGGGCAUAGCUUGUUUGAGUACAACAUUUAAGACAUAGAUUUAAAGCAUUUAAGAAUUAGAGGCCUUGUUUAUACUCUGCUAUUUCAUGCAUUUACAAAUUCUCCUCCUUAGCAUGUGGCAUGAUUCCAAGUGCAAUAAGUACUGUAAUAGUUUGUUUAGAGUUUUCUCCGUGCUUUUCUUAUACAUUGUGUAUUUGUAUUUUGGUUCUGUCUCUACCAUCUCAUUACUUGUCUGUUACCUAAUGUAUACACCUGUAAUAUCUGUAAGUCCAUCCAAUGAUUAGUUUACCUUUAUGUACCCCCAUGUCUCAUCACAAAUCUAUUAGGUAAUCCUAGUGUAAAAGUGCAUUACUGACCCUUGUUUUUUGAUUAUAUGAUUUUAAUACUUAAAAGACACAUUUGUUUCUUCCUUGUUUGUUGGUGCUUGAAUGGGAUUUGACAUACUCUGGAUUAUGAAGAUAUUUUUUUGGACUAUCCCUAGUAAACAACAGUUUAUGAAGUUUAUGGGGUAUGUGUGUAUAUAUAUAUAUAUAUAUAUAUAUAUAUAUAUAUAUAUACACACACACACACACCGACCAGGCAUAACAUUAUGACAGGUGAGUGAAUAACACUGAUGAUCUCUUAACACCUGUUUAUUGGUGAGAUAUAUUUGGCAGCUAGUAAACAUUUUGUCCUCAAAGUUGAUAUGUUAGAAGCAGGAAAAAUGGGCAAGCGUAAGGAUUUGAGUGAGUUUGACAUGGGACAAAUUGUGAUGUCUAGACGACUGGGUCAGAGCACCUCCACAACUGCAGCUGUUGUUGGUUGUUCCCAGUCUGCAGUGGUCAGUAUCUAUCAAAAGUGGUCCAAGAAAGGAAUAGUGGUGAACUGGCAACAGGGUCAUGGGCAGCCAAGGUUCAUUGAUGUAUGUGGAGAGAGAAGGCUGGUCCUUGUGGUCCAAUCCAACAGAUGAGCUACUGUAAGAAGUUAAUGGUGUUAAUGCUCAAUGGGUCAGGACUGUUUUGGCAGCAAAAGGGGGACAACAACAAUAUUAGGCAUGGGGUGGCCUGGUAGGUCUGUGCGUGUGUGUGUAAAUUUCAUCUUUUUAAAUAUUGUUUUUUACACUAAUGUUUAUUCCGUAUUCAAUGCUUAUCAUUUAUAGAAAUGUAUUUUUAAUUUAUAUAGUUUUAAGAAAUCAAGUUUUAUGCUAUCCAAACUUUGCUAUAUUUCACCUCUUUUUUUUUCCAGUUUGUUUUGUUUCUUGUCUUUAAAGGCUAUGCCUUUCAAUAAGAGUACUUACUGUAUGUCUAAAUACAGAGUUGUUAGAUGGAUAGAUAUCUUAUUAUGUGGACUAUAAACCAGUAUCAAUAUAAAUUUAUUAAGAGAGAAUUCAAAGCAGUUUUGUAAGUCAAUUUGGAUAAGGGCAUCUGCCAAACACCAUGAAUGUGAACAAGCAAAUCAUGCAUUUGCACAUGUUGAUUUGAGUUUUUUAUUUAUUUUUUUCCACUCUGAUCAUUUUAAGUUUUACAGAUUCAUUUGCAUGUAUUGUGGCCACAUAAAUAUCAAUGUGUAAUAA